AUGACACAAGACGAAAUUGUCACCUCGUUGGUCCACGGUGCUGCAGACACCACUCCUCUGCCAAAGCCUCCUCCAUCCCACCUUGAGGGUAAAGGUAUUUUUGACCUUUUCUCUAUGAAGGGCAAGGUUUGUGUUGUUACUGGAGCUGCCAGAGAAAACGGAAUUGGAUACGCUGCUGCUCAGGCCUACUGUGAGGCCGGCUGUGAUGUUCUUGUCAUCUGGGACUACUCCGAUGCCACAGAAACCGCAGAGAAGCUCGCCAAGCAAUACGGUGUCAAGACAAAGGCUUACAGGGUCAACGUUGCCUCCUCGAAGAACGUCGAGGAUACCGUUAACCAGGUCGUUGAGGACUUCGGCACCAUCGACGUGUUUGUCGCCAACGCCGGUGUUGUUUGGGAAACCGGAUCCAUCCUCGACGACGUCAACAACGACGACAAGGACUGGCACAGAGUCAUGGACGUCGACCUCAACGGUGUUUACUACUGCGCCAAGAACGUCGGAAAGGUGUUCAAGAAGAAUAGAAAGGGCUCUUUGGUCAUCACCGCCUCGAUGUCCGGAAUGAUUGUCAACGUUCCUAACUACCAAAUGCCAUACAACGCUGCCAAGGCUGGAUGUAUCCACCUGACCAAGUCUCUUGGUGUGGAGUUCUCCUCCUUUGGUGCUAGAGUCAACUGUGUGUGUCCCGGCUAUAUGGAUACCGGGCUCUCAGACUUCCUUGACAAGAAGAUCUUGAACGCAUGGUACCAGAUGAGUCCUAUGGGAAGACAGGGUGUGGCCAGAGAACUCGCUGGUGCUUACUUGUAUCUUGCUUCCGACGCCGCAAGUUUCACCACCGGUGCUGCUCUGGUGUGUGACGGAGGAUUCACGUUAACUUAG
Ogataea philodendri is the source of this 876-nucleotide messenger RNA. RefSeq lists its product as uncharacterized. The transcript has a single exon. NCBI's taxonomy places the organism in Eukaryota, Fungi, Ascomycota, Pichiomycetes, Pichiales, Pichiaceae. Gene Ontology annotation, cellular component: intracellular anatomical structure. Gene Ontology annotation, molecular function: oxidoreductase activity, acting on NAD(P)H, oxygen as acceptor. The record is from RefSeq and is a predicted model, not a curated record. The coding region runs from base 1 to 876 and encodes 291 amino acids.